AUGGCACGCAUCAUCUGGGACGUGCCAGAUGAACCUAAUGGAGCCAUACUGGCGUACCGCGUCACGUACCUGUUGAACGGCUCGCAGGCACUUAACUUCACGCAGGAGUUCCCACCAUCCGAUCGCACAUUCCGAGCUACACAGUUGCUCGCUGAGCGUUACUAUCUCUUCAGUGUGACGGCUCAGACGCGGCUAGGUUGGGGCAAGACCUCAGUGGCACUGGUGUACACCACCAACAACAGGCAGAUCUCACGCUCGCAGGUGCAAUCGGAGCAGAUUACCUUCAGCUGGACACCAGGACGGGAUGGGUUCGCACCGUUACGCUAUUAUACGGUUCAGUGCCGCGAGAAUGAGGGCUCUUGGGCGCUUAUCCCGGAGCGUGUGGAUCCUGCGGUCACGGCAUAUACCGCAAGUGGUUUGAAACCGCAUACGCACUAUCAGUUCCGGAUACAGGCUACGAACGAUCUGGGGCCUUCUAGCUCUCACAAGGGUGAAAUUGACUUAUCACACCGAGGUUCACCGUCCGAUCUGAGCAACGUCGUGAAGCAGCCAUAGGAAGCAUUAUCUGGCCCACCAAGGGGGUUCGUCGGUUCAGCUCGAUCGUCCACCGAAAUCAUUAUCCAGUGGAAACCAUCGCUCGAGGAGCUCCGAAAUGGGCAGAUUCGUUGCCGGUUGUUCGGAUACAAUGCGAGUCCCUGUAAUUAUCGUUAUAUCACAAACGAAGCUCAGCGCAACUACUUGAUUCAGGAGCUGAUCACGUGGAAGGACUACGUGAUCCAGAUCGUGGUUUACAACAACAUGGGCGGUGGAGCAUCCACAGGCAGUGGUCUCAGUGUUAGUGGUACUGCUGGUGGUGUUGGAGGAACAUCUCCUGGAGGUGGCAGUGAGAUCGCCGUCGAAACGACUGACGGGGAUAUCGAGCAACCGGUCAAGACGGAGAUGAAGGUGUUGACGGUGCCACCGAACCUGCUAGAUCCAGUACAUGAGGCGGUACCUUCAAUGGGCCCGGUUGUGGUUGAAACCAACGCGACUUUGUCGACGACGAUCGUGGUCCGGUGGACUGAGGUGCCAAAGGUACAUCAGAAUGGUAACUACACCUUCAUCGCGACGUUGACUGAGCUGAAAAAGUACGUGCAGUACGACAUCCAGGUGUUGGCGUACACGCGCCUUGGUGAUGGCGCUCUCAGUACACCACCCGUGCGCAUUCAGACGUUUGAGGACACACCGGGUGCACCGUCGAAUGUGUCCUUCCCGGAUGUGUCCUUCAGCAUGGCACGCAUCAUCUGGGACGUGCCAGAUGAACCUAAUGGAGCCAUACUGGCGUACCGCGUCACGUACCUGUUGAACGGCUCGCAGGCACUUAACUUCACGCAGGAGUUCCCACCAUCCGAUCGCACAUUCCGAGCUACACAGUUGCUCGCUGAGCGUUACUAUCUCUUCAGUGUGACGGCUCAGACGCGGCUAGGUUGGGGCAAGACCGCAGUGGCACUGGUGUACACCACCAACAACAGGCAGAUCCCACAGGCACCUUCAGCACCGCAGAUCUCACGUUCGCAGGUGCAAUCGGAGCAGAUUAGCUUCAGCUGGACACCAGGACGGGAUGGGUUCGCACCGUUAUGCUAUUAUACGGUUCAGUGCCGCGAGAAUGAGGGCUCUUGGGCGCUUAUCCCGGAGCGUGUGGAUCCUGCGGUCACGGCAUAUACCGCAAGUGGCUUGAAACCGCAUACGCACUAUCAGUUCCGGAUACAGGCUACGAACGAUCUGGGGCCUUCUAGCUCUCACAAGGGUGAAAUUGACUUAUCACACGAGCUGAUCACGUGGAAGGACUACGUGAUCCAGAUCGUGGUUUACAACAACAUGGGCGGUGGAGCAUCCACAGGCAGUGGUCUCAGUGUUAGUGGUACUGCAGGUGGUGUUGGAGGAACAUCUCCUGGAGGUGGCAGUAAGAUCGCCGUCGAACCGACUGACGGGGAUAUCGAGCAACCGGUCAAGACGGAGAUGAAGGUGUUGACGGUGCCACCGAAUCUGCAAGAUCCGUUGGCCGAACAGAAUGUCGUUUUGGCGGGAUUACACAAGCAUACAGACAUGGCACGCAUCAUCUGGGACGUGCCAGAUGAACCUAAUGGAGCCAUACUGGCGUACCGCGUCACGUACCUGUUGAACGGCUCGCAGGCACUUAACUUCACGCAGGAGUUCCCACCAUGCGAUCGCACAUUCCGAGCUACACAGUUGCUCGCUGAGCGUUACUAUCUCUUCAGUGUGACGGCUCAGACGCGGCUAGGUUGGGGCAAGACCUCAGUGGCACUGGUGUACACCACCAACAACAGGCAGAUCCCACAGGCGCCUUCAGCACCGCAGAUCUCACGCUCGCAGGUGCAAUCGGAGCAGAUUACCUUCAGCUGGACACCAGGACGGGAUGGGUUCGCACCGUUACGCUAUUAUACGGUUCAGUGCCGCGAGAAUGAGGGCUCUUGGGCGCUUAUCCCGGAGCGUGUGGAUCCUGCGGUCACGGCAUAUACCGCAAGUGGCUUGAAACCGCAUACGCACUAUCAGUUCCGGAUACAGGCUACGAACGAUCUGGGGCCUUCUAGCUCUCACAAGGGUGAAAUUGACUUAUCACACGAGCUGAUCACGUGGAAGGACUACGUGAUCCAGAUCGUGGUUUACAACAACAUGGGCGGUGGAGCAUCCACAGGCAGUGGUCUCAGUGUUAGUGGUACUGCAGGUGGUGUUGGAGGAACAUCUCCUGGAGGUGGCAGUAAGAUCGCCGUCGAACCGACUGACGGGGAUAUCGAGCAACCGGUCAAGACGGAGAUGAAGGUGUUGACGGUGCCACCGAAUCUGCAAGAUCCAGUACAUGAGGCGGUACCUUCAAUGGACCCGGUUGUGGUUGAAACCAACGCGACUUUGUCGACGACGAUCGUGGUCCGGUGGACUGAGGUGCCAAAGGUACAUCAGAAUGGUAACUACACCUUCAUCGCGACGUUGACUGAGCUGAAAAAGUACGUGCAGUACGACAUCCAGGUGUUGGCGUACACGCGCCCUGGUGAUGGCGCUCUCAGUACGCCAAAGCCCGUGCGCAUUUAGAUGUUAGAGGACACACCGGGUGCACCGUCGAAUGUGUCCUUCCCGGAUGUGUCCUUCAGCAUGGCACGCAUCAUCUGGGACGUGCCAGAUGAACCUAAUGGAGCCAUACUGGCGUACCGCGUCACGUACCUGUUGAACGGCUCGCAGGCACUUAACUUCACGCAGGAGUUCCCACCAUGCGAUCGCACAUUCCGAGCUACACAGUUGCUCGCUGAGCGUUACUAUCUCUUCAGUGUGACGGCUCAGACGCGGCUAGGUUGGGGCAAGACCGCAGUGGCACUGGUGUACACCACCAACAACAGGCAGAUCCCACAGGCGCCUUCAGCACCGCAGAUCUCACGCUCGCAGGUGCAAUCGGAGCAGAUUACCUUCAGCUGGACACCAGGACGGGAUGGGUUCGCACCGUUACGCUAUUAUACGGUUCAGUGCCGCGAGAAUGAGGGCUCUUGGGCGCUUAUCCCGGAGCGUGUGGAUCCUGCGGUCACGGCAUAUACCGCAAGUGGCUUGAAACCGCAUACGCACUAUCAGUUCCGGAUACAGGCUACGAACGAUCUGGGGCCUUCUAGCUACAGCCGUGAGAGUGUGCAGAUCCGAACAUUGCCGGCAGCUCUCUCGGAAGGCAUCACAGGACUUGAGGUGGUGCCCAUUACAACUACGAGCGUGCGCGUCCAGUGGACGGCUCUACGAGCUGCGGCCUGGAAUGGAGACGCCGACAUCGGUGGCUACCGGAUCCUGUACCAACCACUAUCUGACUUCCCAUCAGCGCUCCAGAGUACACCCAAGCUGGACGUUCUCGGGGUCCAGCAGGUGUCGGCUGUGUUGGCCGAUCUCACACAGGAUCGCAACUACGAGCAACCGUUCAACUCGCAGGGUUCAGGACCACCAUCACAACCGGUCGCGGUAUACGUCAGUGAAGCAGUUCCGAUAGGGGAACCACUCGGAAUCGAGGGUGAGCGCUGGAACCCACCACGACAGAACACGCAGAAUGGUGAGUUGCUUGGGUACAAGAUCUUCUAUCUUGUGACGGACUCGUCCGCGCAGGAUGUUGAACCGAUUCCGGUUGGGGAUGGAGCUGGUGGUGUAUCGGCACGAUCGGCACCUAUUACGGUUAAGACGCUGGCCGGUUUGCCUGGACCACCGACGCAGCUGUUGUUCAGUGACAUCACCAUGAACAUUCUUACCGUGAGCGGGGACGUGCCACAAAAGCGUAAUGGACUUAUCCUGGGCAACAUCGUUGCUUACGAAACAACCGAGGACAAUGAGAAAUUCAGCAAACAGGUGAAGCAGAAAGUAACCGGCACGAGCCUGCUAGUGCAAAACCUCGAAGAAGUGGUGACAUACACGUUCACGGUUCGCUUACAAACCAUCGACUAUGGUCCAGCGCUCAAUGGCAACGUGACGACCGGACCACAGGAUGGAUUACUUGGUUCUCCGCGUGAGUUGACCAUCAGCAAGUCGCAAGCCAGCGUGCAGAUGCACUGGAUCAACGGCCAAUCCGGCAAGGGUCCUAUCUUGGGCUACUACAUUGAGACGAAAAAGCGCGACGAUCUGCGCUGGGAGACGGUGGCACGAACGACGAAUGGGCCAUUGCAGGAGUUCACCGUUAGCUUUCAGAAUCUGUUGCCUUCAACGGCGUACAAAUUCCGUGUCAUCUCGUACAACCGGUACGGCAUCAGCUGUCCGGUGUACUCGGAGGACGCAGUGCUAACACCGUCGAAGCUCUACCUCGAGUAUGGCUUCCUGCAAUUGAAGCCAUUCUACCGACAAACGUGGUUUAUGGUAGCCCUCGCGGCGACAUCCAUCGUAAUCGUCAUCAUGGUCGUCGCCGUGCUGUGCGUUAAGAGCAAGAGCUAUAAGUACAAGCAAGAAGUUCAGAAAACACUCGAGGAGUCGAUAGCGAUGUCGAUUGACGAGCGGCAAGAGUUGGCAUUGGAGCUGUACCGAUCCCGCCACGGAACAUCCGCAAACGGUAGCGUGCACGGUGUUGGCAACGGAACAGGUGGCGGCACCGGCACCCUGAUUCACAGCACUUUGGGUCGUCGCACCGGUACCAUACUCGGUCGAAAGGGCGGAGGAUCAGGUUCCAGCUCAGCGGCAGCGGCCGCGGCUGCCUCGAUGGGUAAAUCACCUCCACGACCAUCACCGGCCUCGGUUGCGUACCACAGCGAUGAAGAGAGUCUCAAGUGUUACGACGAAAACCCGGACGAUAGCAGCGUCACGGAGAAACCAUCCGAGGUUAGCUCAAGCGACUCACAGGCCUCAGAGAGCGAAAACGAGAGCGUCCGGUCAGAUCCGCACUCGUUCGUCAACCACUACGUGAACAACGAUCUGCUGCGGCAAUCCUGGAAGCGUAAGAAACUGGUCCGCAACUAUUCCAGUUACACCGAUUCGGACCCCGAAGGGUCAGCUAUUAUGAGUCUCAACGGGGGGCAGAUUAUUAUGAACAAUAUGGCACGCUCGAGGGCACCAUUACCGGGUUUUAGCUCGUUCGUGUGA
Molecule: messenger RNA, 5583 nt
Organism: Anopheles nili
Lineage: Eukaryota; Metazoa; Arthropoda; Insecta; Diptera; Culicidae
Product: protein sidekick-like
Molecular function (GO): protein binding
Source: RefSeq, a predicted model, not a curated record